AUGGUGUUGAAGAGAGCUAGACAUCUGAGGAUUGUAAAAUGUCAUGAAUUGGAAUGCUUGAUCAACACAGAGGAAUGGGGGAUUUCAUCACAGGCACAACCAUGUGAUCUGCAAUUGCUCUUUAACCUGGAAGAAUUGGAACUCUAUGGUUUGGAUACUUACAAAGAGAUAUGUGCAGCAAGUGCAGUUACUACUUCCAGCUGGGUGUGUUUCCCAAAGCUCAGGAGAUUGGAAGUUAACGCAUGUCCUGAACUAUCAGCUGUUCUUCUUCCAUUCAAUUUGCUUCAAAGGCUACAACAUUUGGAGGAGCUUUCCGUAAUAAAUUGCGUGAAAUUGGAACAAGUAUUUGAUUUUGGUUCUAAAGGAGAAGGCAUGAAGCUGCCUUCUAGUUUGACAAAAUUAUGGCUAAGCGAGUUGCCGAGAUUGAAGCAUAUAUUGAGCUGCUCCAGACGUCAACAUGUGCAACUCUGCAACCUAAGAACAAUGAAUGUUAUUUCAUGUGGCAAACUCAAAUAUGUCUUCCAACCUUCCAUAGCUCAAGCUCUUCAUCAACUUGAAGAGCUUUCUGUAUAUGUGUGUGAAGAAAUGGAGGAAAUUGUUGCUGCGAAGCAAAACGAAGGGCAACAAGAAGAAGAAGAGAGAGUGGACUACAAGAUGGUGUUCAAAAGUCUCAAAAAACUCUACCUUAGAGAUCUUCCAAACCUAAGUGGUUUCUGCACAGGAGGAGACGACUUUCCUUUUGAAUGGCCAUCCUUGGAACGACUUCAAGUGAUAAACUGCCCCAAAAUGAAGACUUUCGCUGCCACUACUUCCGGCAGCACACCAAAACUGAAGGAAGUCGAAUUGGAUGAUGAAUCCGUGAUACCGCUAAAGGGGACGGACUUGAAUCAGUUUGUGCAAACCCAUAUCAUUUCAAAGCCACCUAAGGCAAGACAGACUGGUACUCUUGAAGAUGAAAUCCAAGUUGAAUCCUAAUUAGAUUGUGAACUAGAUUAUGAAUUUAUGAGGAAUAACUCUCAUGAUUGUCAACCAUAAAGAAUGCUGAGCUGCUCCUAUAUGUGAUGUCUACCUUAGGAUUUUAUUGUGUAAGGGCAUAUGCUUCCUAUGAUUUGUGUUUCUAAAUAAUUGUCUUGUUUCGCAAUAUCAAAACUACUACUCUAAAUAAAGGUAUGAUUACCUAAUGUGUG
Messenger RNA from Camellia sinensis, 1187 nucleotides. The record is from RefSeq and is a predicted model, not a curated record. Lineage: Eukaryota; Viridiplantae; Streptophyta; Magnoliopsida; Ericales; Theaceae.